GCACAGAAUCUAGGAUAGAUGCGCCAUUUUACUGCGUCCAUAGCCAUCCGGCAAGAUGGUCCCCUCGCUUUGUCUGCUCUGACCGGAGUUGUUUCUCUAUUCACCGCCUCUUCUUGCUUCCGUAUCAUCGUGGAAUCUUGCAAAACAGAUUCAGCUGGACUACUCCUGUCAUUAACAAAACGUGUCUCCACCAGUUAAACAAUGAUGGCGAUGGAAAGCAGGUAGGAACACGGUGUAGUCUGUUUGUUUGGAUCAGUCAGGUUUACAUUGGGUAUACAGAGCUACCUCCACUAGCGGCGCGCAGCGGCAGGGCCAUGAGGGCAGAGUGCUAGUCAGCGAGCUAGGCUAGCUCUGUUGUAGCUGUUAGCUGCGCAGCCGGCAAUGCUCAAGUUUGUACACACGCAAUUCGAGACGAGCACCGUAACUCUACGGGGAGAGUUUUCACUCUAAAUAAAACCGCAAAACGUGCUUGUCUAUAAAAACAAACGUUACUAAUUUGCAUUCCGGUAAAUGUCAAACGUUGCAUUGCCACUUCUGGUGCUAUCAGCUAGCUCUGUGCCAGGCUGCAGUAAGCGCAAUGGUCCGUACUGUGGUGUCGUAAGAAAGCGGGAAGGCCUGUGUGUGUGUGCAAUUUUCGGUGCAUGCCAUGCACUGGACCUUGCAUGCACCGCCGAGAUUGCAAUGUUGCCAGGGCAACGUGGGGCAGUGGAAGAGGGUAGUUCCUCAUUAACAUUAGUAGCUAAUGAUGCUAAUGUUAGCCUAAACUUGGCAUCUUUGACUGUUAGGGGGUUCCUGUGUUGACAAAACACGGAGAGACUGCGUUGAGGGGAAAAAAGGGAAGCACCGGGCUGCAAAUGCAGAAGCCCACCAUGCUGACAAAGGAUUUGGGCAACAUUUUGAGGCCCGGCUGAUGGUGGAAAGACGGUGGUAGCUCCGCUUAGAGCGAUCUAAUCAGCACAUUAUGAUGACGCAAAACAGCUAAAUAAACAGCGGCGGUGCCUCAGUCUGACAGAGUGAUCGGCUCCUUGUACACACUCCGAUCAUAUGAAGGUAACAGGAAUAUUACAGUUUUAAUGCCGGGAGUUUGCGUCUGCUUUGAUUAGUUAUUAACAAUAACUUUGAUGAAAAUAAGCUCGAGUUUUGCUUCAGUUGACGACCGUUAGGAGCUAAAACACGAGCUAAACCUUUGAUUUCAGCUCAAAUGUGAUCCCAGUUAAUUAAGGAUGUACAGUUAUGUGUAAAGGACAGUUUCAAACCAGAGGUAAUGUUGACACACAUUAGUGUCAUUUAUUUCCUUUGAAGUGCGCACCAGAACUUUGCUCUGAGUAGGAAGAAGACUUAAAGUUUACUGUUGUGGAAGUGAAAGACUCCAGACUUGUCAUUGUGGUGGAGAAAAAAAAACCCAGGGGAUUUUUAUUUUUAUUACAGUUCAGCCACUUUAAAGCAAAUGCAUUGAAAAGACAGGGGUAUAGAGCACACUGAAAUUAGGAAGUACUCACCAGAACCUGCAUGCUUGUCUGUGAAUUUGUUUGCAAACAGUAAGUUCAUACAGAUACACGGGACAGUCAUAACAUUAUGAACACCUGGACGAUGUAUGUCAACCUACUCCAAUGACUCUAACAUGAUUUUACUUUUACAAACCUUCCACAUUUCUUUGUUGGCAUAUAUAGAGAGGUGAUAAUCUGUCUUUAAAUUUAUUGUUUAGGUUGUAGAGAAGGGUUGAUGGUGCACUGGAGGACAUUAUUGCAUUCAUGGGUGCCCCUGGUGUCUUUCCCCCUCUUGCUUUUGUAAACAAAGUGGACAAAAUAAAAAUGAAUCUAAAUAAGUAUAACAAAUAUAAAGUAUAAUUAUCAUCUGUCUGUUCAUGUCAACAAAAACUAAAAAUACAUAAGCUUCACCCAGAUGUCCAUAAUGUUAUGGCUGGGCUGUGUAAUCAUUUUCGUGACACAAAUCUCUGUAAUCCCCUAGCAUGAAAUCUAGAUUUAACAGUAAACUCAUUCAAAGACAAAUCUUUAAAUGUCUUCCAAGGUAAAAUGAGUCUGCCGUCCUCUGAACCAAACAUCGACCAAAUGGCAGAGAAAGCAGAGGAGGUAAGUUUGCAGCUUUUUUUUUUUUUUUUGGAAAGUUUUCAAUGUUGUUUGACCUCAGUGUGAGAAAACAGAAACUUUAACAAAAAGGCACUUAUUUAAAUGUAGAUCUGAGUUUCUUUCUGAACUAUCAAAGUGUUAAAUCACCCUUUGUAUCCUCUUCAGCCCGGGAGCUCAACAGACACUAUGAAGCCCUCCUCUUCCCGCAACAAGAGGUGAGGAGAAGUUUUCUUUAAUGCUGGUGUUACACUGAUUUUUUUUAAAUGACAUUUCUUUAAGACAGGUCUUUCUUUUAUUGUAAAAAAUAUGUGCUUAUUCAUUUUAGGAAGCCUGCUACUGUUACUAAGCACACUGGACUGAACGAAUCAGACUCCGCUGAGAGUCAAAAUGAAGGUGCCUCCUCUGACAACCGUUCAGACAACACCACAGGCAGCACAUCUAAAGGUUAUUAGCUACCAAGCCACCAGUUUUGCUCAGAGAUGGGUGCUGAUACUGAAAUGGGAUGCUAAUGAUUCUAUACUUUUUUCGCUUUUGCCUUUGAUCAGGCACUUUAGUGAUGAGGCCAGCCGGGAAUGAAAAUAAAGGGGCCAUGAAGCUCAGAGUGGACUUCAAACAGAAACAUACAGGUGAUUUCAUGUCUUUAGAAAGUUAGCCCUCUUUUUCUUUUUUUCUUUUUUUCAUCAUCGUUAAAAUUCGCAAUAAAAUGUGCAAGAUUUUUAAUGCCACUGAACUGUAACGAUAUCAUGCCGUUGGUUCAAAAAGUGAGAGGCAAAAGAAAACAAUUAAAAUAUUCUCCUUAUCACAGAUGAUACCCUGCAGAAGAAAGUAAGCUGCACAGCUUGUGGAAAACAAGUCAACCAGUUUCAGCGCAACUCUGUAUACGAGCAUCCUGUGCUCAAAGUGCUCAUCUGCAGGGUAAGAUAACAGAUAUUUCAUCUGCUUUCAUAGCCAUUAUAUCAAAUACCUUUUCACCGGUGUACCAGUGCUAACUUCUUUCUCCUUCUCAGUCAUGCUUCAAGUAUUAUACAAGUGAUGACAUCAACAAAGACUCUGAUGGCAUGGAUGAGCAGUGCAGGUAUUUUUUAUUUUUUUUAAAUUAAACCAAAAAAGAUAAAACCAAAGCAGUCAAUAAAACACUGAACAUUUCUUAGAAAAGCCUCCUCCCCCUCCCCUUCUAUUCUCUUCAUUUGUUUGCCCUAUCUUAUCCAAGUUUCUGUCAUCUUUUAUUACUUAAAAGUAAUCUGGACCGUUGAAGACUUGUGGUACCACAUUUUCUAUAUUCCUUAAAAAAGUGAAACUUUUUGUUCUCUAGGUGGUGUGCUGAAGGUGGCAAACUCAUCUGCUGUGACUACUGCAGCAACGCUUUCUGCAAGAAGUGCAUCCUACGCAACCUGGGCAGGAAGGAGCUCUCUGUAAUCACUGACGAGCUCUCAAAGUGGCACUGCUAUGUCUGCAGGUCGGAUCCCCUACAGGAACUGGUCUCCAAAUGUCACAACAUCAUGGAAAAACAAGAACUGAAGCAACGUAAAUCUGAUAAACCAUCAGAGGGAAGGGAGAGCAAGAAACACAAGAGCAAAGCUGUAAAAGAGCACAAAGCAGUCGUUAACGGGAAAGAACACAGUGAAGGCUCAGGGACCAUGACAUUUUCCUACAAAAAGCUGCAGGUACCCAAAGAACUCAUAAAAAAGACUAAGAAGCUGGUUGAGACUACAACGGGUUUGAACCACACAUUUAUCCAGUUCAUCCAGCAGGCCACAGAGGAGCAAGGAGACAAGUCUAUCAGGUAUCGACAUUUAAAGGCCUUCAAGGCUGUGCUCGCUGAUUUAAAAAAAGCCCACAGUGCUUUAGAAGCGGCCUUGGUGCCUGAGUUUAGAAGCAUGGAGCUGCAAAACGGAAAUGAAGAGCACCAUGUUGUGAGCAAGAGCACUGGAGUUGAUCCUCUUGUGGCAAACGACCACACAGAUGAGACGGCAGGUGCAGUUGUUGAGGUUCCUUCAGGGGAAGAAGACAAGGAACCAGUCAAAGAGCAGAAUGAGCAGGCACAGGAGGAUCUUAACAAGGAUUUGGAUGAGAAAGUGGACCAGAAGCUGGAUGAGGAUCCGUCUUUUGAGCUGCAUGAUGAACAGCACGAUAAGCAGGACAUAGAAAAUGAUCAGAUUUCUACAGACAAUGAUCAGGUUUCAAUGGAAACUGAAAUGAAAGACAGCCAAGCAGGAACCGAUGUACCCAGAAAGAGCAUUAAAACUGAAAUCUGUGAUGAUGCUCUGGUGUCAACUAGUGAGAUGUCGCUAGAUCACGAUAUCAUGUCUGUUCCAUCUUCAGUUCCUGAGGAGCUUUUUCAGAUGGUGGAAAGUCUGGCAGAUUCCAGUAUGCUCUCACAAAAAGACAAUGAUUCGGUCACGCACACUGACACAAAGUCAGAAACAAACUCAAACACAAAAACAAUCUCAAACUCAACGGACUCGAACUCACCCAAGCCCAAGGUGAAGAACCUCAUAGUCAAACUGACGCCUGUUCCCGUGGUGACAACAAUUGGGUCAAGAACCCCAAGGUCCAAAAACAAAGAGAAAGGAGAAGAAACGCCCCAAAGAAGUGAAGAAAACGAAUCUAAGAAGGAGAAAGAUGAAUCAAGUGAGGAUCAGGCUGACACUCCACCUUCAAGCCGGCACCCCCACAGAGUUAAGACCACGCCCCUGAGGAAGCAGGCCAAGAGUAAGAGCAAUGGAGAAUCUUCUGAGUCAGAGACAGAGGAAGACGGCAAGAGCAAGGCCAAGUCCUCCAAGAAAUCUCCAAACACCAAAAAAGAAGGAAAGCAGAGCAAGGAAGCAGAGAACAAGUCGGCGGACUCUGACUCCGAUGUAGUUCCUGAUGCACUGUUGGAGAAAGUUGCAGCGGCAAACAGCACGGAUGAAGAACAGGAGAGCAAAAAGGGUGCUGGCAAGGCUGCUAAGAAGUGUUUAUUUAAAUCAAACAACACAUCAGCGCAAGAAAAAGAGUCCAAACGCAAAAGAAAGCCUGAAAGCUCCGAGUCCGAUUCGGAGAACAGAAAUAAAAAGAUGUCCAAGAAGAAGAAGAAGAAACCCAAUGGCUCCGACUCAUCAGACUCUGACUCUGACCAGGAGAAAGAGGAGAAGAAGAAUAAAAUCAGCACGGCGAGGAGGAGAUCAAGCCGCGUGAAGAAACAAGAUGAAGCAAAAGAGGACAAAAAGUCUCCUGAAGGGAAGGGAGCGGAGCUGAAACGAUCUUAUGAGAAGAAGCGCAAGAGGCGGAGUCAAAAAGCUGCUUCCAAGAUUCAGUCUUCAUCCAGUGAGGAUGAGGAGGAACAGCAGCCUGACGGGGACUCCGGAGAGGACAGUGACCAGCAGAAGAUCAAACCCAUUGUGGAGGAAAACAUGAUAGGAGCAAGUGGGCCUUUCAACCAAUCUUCAGGUAAAUUAGAAUCGAAGGUUUGGCCACAAACUAUUAGCAUACCAAUAUAUUAAGUGGCGAAGUUUCCAAAACGUCCUCCACACGUGAAUGUAAUGUAUAUACAGUAUGUUGCUGAUGCUUGCAGUUCUUAAGGUUGGUCUUGCAUCAAGUCCUUUCUGCUGCUCACUAGCAACUCUAAUGCCAGUUCAUCAGCUGAUGAUUGACACUGAAUCAUAAAUAUUUUUAAAAGUCUUCAAGUCUCUGGGAAGAAAAAAAAAAACAACAACAACAAUGUAAAUUCAAAAUAUGUGAAUGAAUGAAUCCCUUGAAGGUUGAGGUUCCCUUCACUAACUGUGUGGUGUUGUUUUGUUGUGUAGGAGAUGAGGUGGACAACAAAGAGAAGAGCUCUGGGGUUUGUGACGAUGAUGACGAUGAUGACCCUGAGAACAGGUUCGUUCCUCCCCACACCGAGUUGUCCUAAAGCGAAGUGUCAGAAGCCCCCCCCCCUAUUUUUCAUCAUUUGUUUCUUUCUUUGUUUCCCCUGAAGGAUUGCAAAGAAAAUGCUUCUCGCUCAGAUUAAGUCCAACUAUUCUUCUGGAGCUGAGAGCUCCUCAGAUAAUGAAGGCGAUGAUAAAGCUGAGAAGUCCUCCAAAAAGGUUAAAAAACAGGAUGGAGAAGAAGAAGACGAAGAUGACGAGGAGGAGCGAGGUAGCGCCCGUUUUCUAAAUAUAUCCGACUGCUUUUAUACUGUUCUGUUUCAAACUUUUUCUUCUUUUCAAAGACGAGGACUCUGAAGACUCGAGCUCUGAUGUUGAUGUAAAGACAUCUGGCAAACGACACAAACUGCUUCGCCAUAAACUCUCAUUGAGUGAGGGCGAAUCAGGAGAGGAGAAAGAUGUUAAAAAGAAGAAGAAGAAGGGGGACAAGAAGAAGUCCGCACAGAAAGGUUGAUUAUUUUUCGCAUUAACAGUAUACACUUCAAAAUUUCUGAACUCUGAGCACGAGCAGCAGGUGACCUGAUGUUUUCUUUUGUCUUUCAGAUAGCAGCGAUGACUCUGAAGACUCUGACUUUGAAAAGUCUGAGUCCAGCGACAAGUCAGGCGUAAGCGAGGAACUCAGUGAAUCAGAGACGGAGGGGAAGCGCCGCAAGACGAGGUGAGAAGAGAGAACUUUAACCAAUCAAUAACAGGAAUCAAUCACUCGAUCUGGAUUGGUUUUCUCUGCUUUUGCUGAGGUGAUUUCUGCUUUCUGUCUGUAGAUCAUCAAAGAAGAAGGACGAGGAGAAACAGAGAAGUUACAAACAGAAAAAGAAGCGACGCAGGAUCAAAGUUCAAGAUUCCUCUUCCAGCAACGAGAAGGUGUUUAAAAUGCAGAGCACUUGGUCGCAGUCUUGAACUGUCCCAAAGUUUCUUUUUCCCCAUAUGGGGUUUGCCUGGUGGAGACAGACCAGCAUAGCGUUUACUAGUCAGGUCACGCGUGCCACAUAAAAUGUAAUUUGAAGUUCCCCCUGGAGUGUGUUGUGAGGACACAAAUUAAUCAUAGGGCUGCUCAGCUUCUGAUCACAGGAAGUGAAUUUUUCCCCUUAGGGCUGAAGAUCAGAGAGCUGAACUUAAUGUUCCUUUCCACAGAGCGGAGGGGAAGAUGAUGAGGAUGGAGACGGCAAAAAGGGACGCAAAAAGAUCCGCAAAAUCCUGAAGGAUGACAAGCUGCGGAUGGAGACCAGGGAUGCUCUGAAAGAGGAGGAGGAGAGGAGGAAACGUAUAGCUGAGAGAGAGGAACUCCGAAAGAAACUUAGAGAGGUGAGUUUAAAAUGGAAAAAAGAUCAGAUGUGAUUCUGUAACAUAAUCAAGAUUGCAUUCGGCCCAUUCAACAUUUAGGAUUACACUCUCUUUGAGGUAAUGACCACUUGUGCAGCAGCACUGUAGUUCUGAUUCAGAUCAUGUGGAGGAGACACGACAGACUGAGUUGCUGCAAUCAUGGCAGCUUUAGUUGGAACAAUAAACAACUUUUUUGCUAUUAGGAAUGUAAGUGUCUAACAUUUCUGUUUGGUUUAAUAAAAUGAGAGACUUAACUACUUGAGGUUAGCCUUUUGUCUUGUAAAAUCCAGAAACACAAACAUAGACGGGUGUGGACGCUGUCAAUGAGUUUUCGCUGAUCUUUAUUUAUUAGAUACACUGGAAUGUUAUCCUUCUGCUAUUUCACUCAGUUUCAUUGUCUUUUGUGUUUUCAAUUUUACUCCCACUUGACAUAUUUGAAUGAGACCUCUGCAUCACAACAAUCCUGUUGUCUGCAUUAGAGAAGUUUAAAUUCAACAUCAUAAUAGGGGUGGGAGGAAAAAUCGAUACAGCAUAGUAUCGUGAUAUUUUUCCUGGUGAUGUAUCGUAUCGUCUCAUCUACCAAGUAUUAAUGCUAAUAUUAAGUCAAAUCUUUGAUAAUGUAAAAAAAAAAAUCAACUGUUUGUCCAGUGAGGUUGGCAGAGCAGGAGAAAGUGCAACAAAUAUAUAAAAGGUUUGCGAGAUGUGCUACAUGAAAAUAAAAAACAACGUAAAUAAGACAAACAAAAAGGACAGACAAAUGCUAAAUUAGCUAAACAGUUGAAAAAUGGUAAAAAUUGCAAUAAAUUGUAACACAAUACUCAAUGUAUUGCAAAAUGUUAAAAAUCAAAAUAAUAUUGUAUCAUGAUAAUAUCGUGUAGUGGGGCCACUAGUAAUUCCAACCCCUACAACAUAAGCAUUUACAUGUCAAGUCACUGUGAUUUACUCAUGUAGCUUUAUCAAAGGUUCGGUGAGAGCUGGCCUCUAGUGGAGUGAGUUGAGGUAUAAGACUUUGUUUCCACGUCAACCUAAAACACUCAUGACGUAUCAGUCCAAUUUAACCCCUGUUAUUAUGAUUGCGACCUUUGGUCCCCCAUCAGGUUGUUGUUGUGGAGGAAUCAUCACAGGUGACCUGUCCCAUCACCACCAAGCUGGUGCUGGAUGAGGAUGAAGAGACAAAGGAGCCGCUGGUGCAGGUGCACAGGAACCUUGUCACAAAGCUUAAACCUCAUCAGGUGGAUGGUAAGAGCAAAGUCAAUUCAGUCAAAAAAUAUCAAGAGAUAUCUACCCUUACAUUGCUCUCUUACAUCCAGUCUCUCUCUGUGUUUGUGUUCAGGGGUGCAGUUUAUGUGGGACUGCUGCUGUGAAUCUAUGAAGAAGAUUGAGAAGUCCCAUGGCUCCGGCUGCAUCCUUGCCCACUGUAUGGGACUGGGAAAAACUCUGCAGGUACAGAGGGGAGAGCAGCAGAAUUGAAAACUGUUGUUUUCACUAUAGAAGUGCAAUAUGACAUACUCAUUUAAACAUGAAUGUUAAGCUGGAAUGAGGUACAUUGUCAGGAAAACCUACUUAUACUGUCGGGUCCUGCCGUGGCAAUUAAAAAAAGAGUCCUCGAACACUGAGGUCUAAAGAGUUGUGAGGGCUUAGUCAUUAGGCUGCCAUCCUGGGCCUGUCACACCAUAGACCCGAAAUAAACCAGAUAAGCUGUGUUUGCAAACCUGUGUGUGUCUCAGUGUAAUUCUGUUUUGUCCUGCAGGUGGUGACAUUCCUUCACACUUUGCUGCUCUGCGAGAAGCUUGACUUUUCCACAGCUCUAGUGGUUUGUCCCCUGAACACUGUUCUCAACUGGCUCAAUGAGUUUGAGAAGUGGCAGGAAGGAAUGAAGGAUGAUGAGAGUUUAGAGGUAAAGAGUUACUGUUGUAGGAUUUUCAAAGUUUCUUCUUGACAGUGGUGUCAUUUUCUUGAUUUGUGCUCCUUUUUGAAUCACACUGAAUUAUUUCCAUGUGCCAUUUUUGCACCAGGUGACUGAGCUUGCCACGGUGAAGAGGCCUCAGGAGCGAGCAUUCGCCCUCCAGCAAUGGCAUGAAUCAGGUGGCGUCAUGAUCAUGGGCUAUGAGAUGUACCGAAACCUGACACGGGGCAGGAACAUCAAAAGCAAGAAGCUUAAAGAGGCUUUUCAGAAAACUCUGGUCGAUCCAGGUACGGUGCUGUUAAAACUUGUGUUUUAUGUUUGCAAGUCAAACAUAAUUAUUGAAUUUCACUAUUGCAUAACUCCUUUUUAUGGGCAGUCAACAGAAAAACAAUCAAAAUCUUCAAAGCGAGUAAAAAGAGCUUAAAAGUUAUCGAUAAAUUGGUCACUAGCACGUACACUCCAUAAAAGGACAUAAAAAAGGAUCCAUUUUCAGCUGUAAUCUCUUCCUCCUCAUUUCUUUUUCUCCCUCACUCUCCUCAGGUCCAGACCUGGUGAUCUGCGAUGAAGGUCACAUCCUGAAAAAUGAGGCGUCUGCCGUGUCCAAAGCGAUGAAUUCCAUCAGGACGAGGAGGAGGGUUGUACUCACUGGAACACCUCUGCAAAAUAACCUUGUUGAAUGUGAGCUCGCCAAGUCCAGCAGAAACUAGGUGUUUGGUUUCGUGGUUAUGGAUGUAACCACUUAUGGAUCUUUUUUUUUUUCCCUCCUCUCCUCAGAUCACUGCAUGGUGAACUUCAUCAAGGAGAACCUGCUGGGGUCAAUUAAAGAGUUCAGGAACCGUUUCAUUAACCCCAUCCUGAAUGGCCAGUGCGCCGACUCCACGCUACACGAUGUCCGGAUCAUGAAGAAAAGGGCUCACAUCCUGUAUGAGAUGUUGGCCGGCUGUGUUCAGGUACGAAUCCUGCAGUAAUACGUCACCAAAGUUCACUUGUACCUGUUUUUUUGUGGCCUCCUAAAGCUGAUAAUGAUGAUGUGCUUCUGUCUCAAACAGAGGAAAGAUUACACGGCGCUCACCAAGUUCCUGCCUCCCAAACAUGAGUAUGUGUUGUCAGUCAGAUUGACCCCGAUCCAGUGUAAACUUUACAGAUACUACCUGGAGCACUUCACAGGUGAGAACCACAGGACCUCUGAGAUUUGAGAAAAGCUGCACCACUUGCUUAUAUGUACUACUCUGAUCUUUUUGGAUGUGGGGAGGCUGCUAACUGGUUUUUUUUUGUGAGUAUUUUUCAAACUGGAAUUAAGCCUGGUAUCAGAUUAAACUGAGAUCAACAAAGAUUUUCUCUGUAAAACACACGUAAUCUAAGACGAGGUGAAGUCCUACUGUAGGAGUCGUGUUUCUCCUCCGAGUGCUCUCUUGACUGGAUGUCAUUUGCUGGUUGAGGUUUUUAGAUAAAUGGAAGGCCUUUCUGGUCUCUCACUUUUUUGUGCUGCAUUGUUAAGUCGUUUAGUGGACUUUCCUCUCAGAAUGUGGCCCAGGACGUGUGUGUAUGCGUGUGUGUGUGUGCAUGUGUGUAAAAGUGGCAGCUGGCAGAGUGCCGCAGGCAGGGUUUAAGCCCAGUUUCCCACGUCUCCCUAAUGAAGAGCUCUGGGAGAGAGGGAACAGAGGGUGGGGGGUAAAAGGGGGGAAUGUGGGGGCAUAAAGGAAAGGGAAAGAAAUUUGGAAGCAGGAGGGGCCAGAGGUUUUACACCAAAAGCGAAAACAAAGAACAGGAGGGUCGGUAUGUAAAAAGAGGAGUAAUGGGAGGGGGUUGGUGGUAUGUGCUGUUGCUCAUUAGACUGGGUUGUCCACGGGGCACAGCACUGAUGUUGUGACUGUGACUCUGGACCUCCACAGCUUGUCUUGGACCCAAGACCACCAGUCAGGGGAAGGCCGCAAAUGCCCCCUCCUUUCUUUAUCUGCUGCUCAUGUGAAAACUGCUGGACCCUCAGACACCCUUGGGUCAGUGCAGGCCAUCAUAGAGAAGCUCAUACAUCUGCUGUUUGAAUAGAUAAGACCAGACAGGUUUAUGAGAACAGCUGACAGAGUUGUCUUUGUUGAGUUAAUACUGUAGAACUCUUUGUGUGAACAUAUUUGAUAGACUAGUGUAAAAUCGAGGAGAGAAAACGUCUUACUGCAUCUUACCUGUGAAAUGGUGCGAUGAUCUAGUGCACCGCCAUGACUGUCCUCGCCCUUGUUACUACAUCUGAAGAGUGAGGCGACCUGACAUUACUCCUACUUACGUUACACAGAUAUCCCGCCUUAAGAGCCUACCAUCACCUGCAUGUGACCCGUGAAUAACAAGUGGCCGCUUUGCAGUGGAUACAUAAAUGAUGAAUACGCUUUAGCAGAGAGCUGCUUUGAUUGAAAAGACUCCUCAAUUUAAGACAAGUGACCUUCAGACUCUAGUGGAUCGGAUGUAGGCAGUGUCUCACUAAUAUCAGUGCUUCUGUUGGCCUGGCUGGCAGGAUUGCAAGCACAACAGAGAUCACGAGAAGGCAUAGACAGAUCUACAACUGAGUGGAUUUGACUUAAUGCAGUGGGAGUUGUCACAGCAGAGGGCCCAUCUAAGUUUCCUCCAAAACUGUCUUUCUUUACCAGUGCGACUGAAGUUUCUGAUUUGUCAUAAUAACUUUACUCCUACGUGUUUCUGGUCAUGUGGUCUGGAGCAGGCACCUCCUAUUGAAGUUUGGUGGCUUUAUCCUUCAUUCCACUCUGUAUCGAUUAGAGUAUGCUCUUGGGUAAUCAAAACACAAAUCUAUCUUCCUCCUAACACUCUUCCCCCUGUGUGCAGGUCUUGGGAAUGCUUUGGAAGGGGGUCGGGGCCGUGCAGGGACCAAACUCUUCCAGGAUUUCCAGAUGCUCAGUAGAAUCUGGACCCAUCCCUGGUGCCUUCAGCUGGACUACAUCAGCAAAGAAAACAGGGUAGGGCCAGGGAAGACGAGACAAACCCACACUUGACACGUACCCCAAAAACUGGGAGUACAUUUACAAAGAUUAAAAAACAACGUCACACUCAUAUUGAUAUCAGUGCAAAAGAAAAAAAAACGGAUUCAUCAUUUUUGCCGCCUGAUACCUGACAAGGUCCUGCGUGAGGACCUGUAACAACAGACUCACACAAAUGUUCUCUUUUCCAGGGCUUCUUCGACGAGGACAGCAUGGACGAGUUCAUCGCCUCAGAAACUGAAGAAUCCUCCAUGAGCAUGACCUCUGAGGAUGAGAAGAAAAAGUAAACUAAAAAAAGCCUUUUUCUUCUAAACCUCUGUUGUCGUAGUUUUUGUAUGAUGUCACACAGACACCGGUGUAAAACCCUCUCCUCGUGUUCAUGUGUUGCUCUCGCUCACCCUGCCUCUACCACUCAUUCUCUCUUCUACAAGGAAAAAGAAGCCGGGGAGGGGGAAGAAGAGGGGAUCUGAAGACUCAGACAGCGAGGAUGUGGAGGUCAUCAAGGAGUGGAACACCAGUUCUCGGGGCAGAAACGGAGAGGGUCGGAGUCGACCAGAGCCUGUGGAGGAACCACGUGAGUUUAUCACAGAUACAGGACAUUUGCAGAGUAUUACGGGGGACCACAACUCUGUGUACUGAAAAAUCUAAGAUGUGUCAUAAAUAAUGAGUCCUGGCACCUUUCUUUCUAUAAAAGUUGUUUCUGUGGAAAGUAGAUGUGCCAUAAAAUUAAUAUUCAUUCCCAGAUCAUUUGGAUCAACUCUGAAGACUGUAUUGUGGCACUAGAUUAUUAUAUUACUGCACCUACAAUAUUGUUUAAGUUUGUAAUGCUUGAUGACAACAGUGCAUUAUUGUUGGUUAAAUGUCUGGCUUGGUAAAACAAAACAAUAAAGAACUUCUUCUGUUUUUGUCUUUGUCACUACUUGCAACCUGCUCUAAUUUGUGACUUUGUGUCUCAAAAACCAGCCCAGCCCUCUACUGGUUCAGCUCCAGGGAGUCCCACUCCAGACUGGCACAAGGAGUUUGUCGCUGAGGCAGACGCUGAAAUCAUUGCGCAUUCAGGGAAAAUGAUGCUCCUCUUCGAGAUCCUGCGUAUGGCGGAGGAAGUAGAUGAAAAAGUGUAAGUGUGGUUGACCGUAAACUACUUUUAAAAAGAUGUCCUCAGGGCAGCGGGUUCACAGCGUCACUGUAGACUUGUUUAAGCAACAUUUGUGCAUCCACUCUCCUUACCUGCCCUCAGGUUGGUGUUCAGUCAGUCUCUCAUCUCUCUGGAUCUGAUUGAGGAUUUCCUGGAGCUUGCCUGCAGAGCCAAAGAUGAAGAAAAAAUCUCCCCUUACAAAGGUACAUUUUUUUAUUGAAGUCUGGCAGGGCCUCUUAUUCAAGGAGCUCUUUCUCUACUCUGUCGACAUGCCUAGGAUUGUCUUACUUUAGUAAAUGACCACACAGUCGUUUGAGAUCAGCUUAGCCUCUGAAUGCUGAGACACGAAUGGCUGUUUGUAAAGCUCGACAUGAAAACAAAUUCAGUCUUAUUGCAGCUGGACAGUCCUUUCCCGUCUGUCUGGGGGUUAAUUAUUGCAGCUUUACAGUGCAGAUUUCAAACUGGCUGAACUGUGAGACCAAAAAAAAAAAAGUGCCAACUCUUAGCUGUAGAGCAGGCUGAAGUAUUUUCAUAUGGAGAUGCAGGUUUCACACUUGUAAGACAGCCCACGUGCAACAUGUAUUCUUGUACACCCUUAUUAUGUGUGCUUAUUACCCUUCAACUCACACAAACAUGCCGCCGCUGGUGUAAGGUCAUGUUCCUAAUUAAACUCCAGCAGCUGUUUUUACUUUCAUUUUGAAAAUGAUUAGACCUUGACUUUUUAUUCCACAAAAAAAUGUUUGCUCAAGGGUUUGUAAUUUGUAAUGAAAAGAUCACAGUGCCGUAAUUGGAAACAUACUGAAGUGUUAGUUAUGAAGGCUGGUGAGGGGAGGGGGGGGUUGGCCAUCUUUGAAGGCUAAACACGGCUGGCCACUUACCAACACAGCCCUGUAUCUGCUGUCUGCAAAUGCCCAAACUAAGUCCUUCUGACAAGGGUAAAGCAACAUGUGCGUUUCAACGUUUUUAGAGUUGUGUACGUUAAAUCGCCAGAGCAGAUAUCUUGACUGUGACGUUUCCGUGCAGGCGAGGGCAAGUGGUUCAGGAACAUAGACUACUACCGCCUGGAUGGCUCCACCAAUGCCUUGACCAGAAAGAAGUGGGCUGAAGAGUUUAACGACACAAGCAACACGAGGUGAUCUCCUUCUGCAUUGUCUCUGUCAGUCCCUGAAAUGUGAUCCGCUUGAUGCUUUUGAAAACACUAACUCAUCUCCCUACCUGUUCGUUACCAGAGGUCGUUUGUUUCUCAUCUCAACACGAGCCGGCUCCCUCGGAAUCAACCUCGUGGCGGCCAACAGAGUCAUUAUCUUUGACGCCUCAUGGAACCCCUCCUACGACAUCCAGAGUAUCUUCAGGGUCUACCGAUUUGGCCAGGUCAAGACUGUCUUCGUGUACAGGUUCCUGGCCCAGGUGAGUUUUUCCAAAAUGUUAAAAAAAAAAUUAAAGUCAUUGAAAAGUUCAGAUUGUUCAUGUAGUAUAAUCUGCUGUGUAGUGUGACAUAAUAUUAGAGAUGCACCGAUCCUUUUUUUUCCAAGUCCAAUCCGAUACUGAUACCUGGGCUGAGCGUAUCAGCCGAUAUCCGAUACCAAUCCAAUACUACUGUUGAAUGAAUGAACUUUAUUCCUUGCUCUGUGAGUGAAAGGAUCAGGCUUGACAUUAGCCUUGUUAAAAAAAAAAAGUACCAAAUUAAUGCAAAUAUAUAUUUACUUAAUAUUAUUUUUUAACAAAUUAAAAAUUGCACAUUAGCACACAGCAAAAAGAAGUAAGACUUCCAUGUGAACAUUUAGUGCAAAAGGAUAGACAGACGUAGAAUAUAGAGCGAACAGAAUUGCUGUGUUGCUGUGUAGGAUAUUAAUUAAAGAAAAUAGAGACUGGAUUAGAUGCUGGAUCGGCGUCAUUCAUCAGAUAUCUGAUCCAGUUAAUUUGUCAAAUAUCGGAUCGGUGCAUCCCUACAUAGUAUAAGUUACAUUUGAGAGCUAGGCAGCACCAACAUUUGUAUUUUGAUACACAUUGGUUCUGGAUCAUGAAAAUGUUUGACACCAAAUUUACUAUUACAGAUUUUCUUUUCUGUUGUAAGUUUUAGCUUACACACAAUUUUAAAGAUCCAACAACAUAAAAUGAGUGCUGUCAAGCAGUUAAAAGAUCUGUAUCUAAAUAAAAACAGGCUUUAUGGUUAAUUUAUCACAUAAUUCAAUAAUUUGAGAAGUAUGGCAUUACAGUCCACGCCUGCUCUCUGCACACAGCUGCCUGCCUCGCCCCCUUUCUCUUUGUCUCUCUCCUCCCUCAUCAGCAGAAUGUUUCUAAAGUUCGUAAAAUUUCAUUUUUUUCUCCACAAAUCAGUUUUCACAAGAUGUGAGAUGCAUGUGAAACAUUGGAGCUUUGUGCAGACUUCAAACAGCAACAGGAGUAAAUUGGCAUUAAAUGGGACGGGCCGCGCCUGAGUUAGUGCAUGUAGAGUUCAGACAUAAGCAUGUCUCUUUAUGUGAGAGAAGCAGAGUGGAGACCCCUCCUCACCACAGGUACUGGAGGGGUAGGGAUCAAAAGGUAACAUACACGUAAUGGAUGGUGAGAGUACUUACAGAUUAUGCUGCAGUUUUUGUCAUGAACUGAUGAGGGAGCCUAAAGUAAAGCCUCAAGUCUUUUGGAGAUUGUCAGGAUGGCACACAGUGGCCCCGUUUACAUGGGUCCAAAAAUCCCAUUUACAAUCAGAUUGAAAGGUCAAUCAGAUUCAAAAUGUCUCGUAUAAACACCUUAGCCAAUCUGAUUCACCUGGAUCUGAUUGUAUUUCGGGUUGGAUUGUAAGAGGUAGUCUACACCGAUUGAUAAUCCACUCCUUGCUCCAUGUAUACGGCUGAGUGGAGCGGAUUGGGUUUACAGAGAGGCUUGUUCGGUCUGCGCAGGCGCUCGGUAGUACGUAAAGGGCACGUAGUGACGUACGCAGAGUGCGCCCAAAUGAAAACAAACAUGGCGAACAAACAGAAAAACUGGACGGUGGAGUGUUAAAGUGUGUUGUUUCGUGCAACUGACGAAGCGUACACUUCUUGCUGUGUAACCCGGCUGGAUUAUACUUUUAUUAAACUUCAACACAUAGGGUUCCUUACUCUGCUCAGUCUUAUGUGCACACACAGGUCAGCAGGUUUCUGCAGUGUUUUAUAUCUUUGCUUCAUGUACGUUACUCAUUCAUUUUGAUUGAAGAAGGGCGCUGAGAUCUAUGGUUUGGCUCCUACAUAGGAGACGUGUGUCUCGACACCGCCAUCACAUUACUACAGACACGAUUUUAUGACGGGUAUCCGUCUGUAUAUUGGCGAGGUGUCUGUGGUGUUAUAUUGCUUUGUUGAUUUCCUGAGCACAGUCUUAUUACCUCCCAACAACGAGACACGAUUGUUGAUUUCUGGGAUGUCUGGUUUGUUUGAGGUUGUCAUAAUUUGUCCUGAAUCUUCUUCUUGUUUUUUCUUCCUCUCUUAGGGCACAAUGGAGGAGAAGAUUUAUGACCGGCAGGUAACCAAGCAGUCGUUGUCAUUUCGUGUGGUCGACCAGCAGCAGAUUGAGAGACACUUCACCACCAAUGAGCUGGCCGAGCUUUACACCUUUGAACCAGACCAGCUGGAUGAUCCUUCAGAGAAGAAGAGCAAGAAAGCCACGCCCGUACUCCCCAAGGUAACAUGCAUGUACCGUAUAUGUACCUUGUAUGCAUUUAAACAGCUGGUUUAAACGAAGCGUGAUUUUGUGAAUUAGAUUCAGAACAAGUCAAACAUUUAAUUGGACUUCACAGGAAACCAUUGACUGGGAUUUCAUGGUUGUCUUCAAACUGAUCCCCGCAUGAAAAGCAGGAGAGCAACCUGAAAGUCAUUAACAGUAGUAAAAUAGUCUUUUUCCUUCAACAAACAUGGCACAGAGUGCCAUUUGAAAUGCCAAGCUUUGUUUUCCCAGAAUUGCACGGAGUAGUUUGUUGUUUCUUUUGAAGUUUAGCACUUGAGUUAUAAAUGGUUAUUUAGACUCAAGGCCAGCUUGUAUCCUGCUUGGCCUUUCCGGGAUCGUUCUGGUUCUUUUUUGUUGUCUUUCAUAAUCCUCCUCCAGCCGCGUCUCUCCUUCAUGCAGGUGCUGUGUCACUAUUUGAGCCCCCUGGGGUUUAAUAAGAACACACGGCCCUUAGAUGGGCCAUCCAGCCCCGCACAGCUGCACAGAUUUGUCUGUUUACUGCUAUUUACUAAAUAGUCUCCUCAUUGCAACACUGCUGCUGCCCAGCUAUAAACCUGCACUCCUCUUUUUUCUUUGCUGAUCAUUUCUUUCUUGUUGAUCUUGGAUUCGCUCCUAUCCCCGCUCACCUCUUCCCUUUUGGAAGGCUCCGGGUUCAGAUCAUCUUGAGCAGUUCUUCCUCUUUGUUUUGGGAUUGACUCUGGUUAAUCUGCAGAAACCUGUAAACAGGAUAAAUCAAAGAAUUACUUUAUGUCCCACUUUCUGGCUCUAUUUGAGUCAACCUUAAUGGAAAGUCUGUUUUCCAUUUACACUGUCAAAAGAUGUUUUUGGCUGUUCCAUCAUAUAUACUAACAGGGUAGGGGCACUGCCUUCAGUGAAUCCAAUCUGAAUCCACUUCACUGGCAGCUGAUAUCACAGUACUCACCUGACAUAUUCGUCCAAAAGGAGAAGUAACCUCGGACAGUGCAGCUGAACACCGUUUGUGAUGAGGAGAGGACAGACGUGUUCAAUGAGCCACAGCCAAUUCGAUGAUCUGUAUGAUCUGUGAUGAACCCAGUGACAUUUACGUGACACAGUAUUCAGGACUGAGAGGCCGACAAACUCCUGUUUUGGCCAGGGGGUUGGCUGUGAUGUGGCAAUGGGGCUGCAGUAUUAUGGAAGGAAUUUGCCGUCUGGAAUGAUGGGAAGAUGAGUCAGACACCUUUCACCACUUAGAGCCAAUGACAUGUACGGAGAGAGAGGGAGCCACAGCAGAGGGGAUUUGUACUUCUCCUCCUGAACCCUGCACACUUGGAAGUUUUAUUUACUGCUUCAAAAAUCCGGUCAGACAGAGUUAAAUAUUUACAAGGAUCACUCAUUAUUUGGAAAAUCUAUGCGUGGUUCAGAGGAGGAGUGUUUUGGAGCAUUUCAAUUUAUGCACUUUUAUAUAGUGACACAUUUCCCUGGUUAUUUCAGCACUAUCAUCCCAUCAUAAAGCUACAUUGAUUUCCAAUUUCCUCCCCCACAGAGUCUUUAUUUUCUUCCCAUCAAACGCGGCCCCACCUCGUCCUCCCCUCGCCAACUCUGUGACCAUCUGUUGCCCUGACUCUGCCUUUGAAUGUUUCAAGGAAGCCCAGUUAAAGUUUUUGACCCUUCUCUUCCUCUGGCUUAUCCCCGCAUCAUGAAGGGUCAUUAUUUAGGCCCCUCUCUUAAAGAUCUCUAUGCGCUCGUCAGGGACACUAAUUGGAGACAGAGGAAGCAGGAGCACUGCCCACUAAUAACAAAGAAGGUCCACAGAUCCCAGACAUGAGAUUUUGACUUCCCACCCGCCCAUCCUGUGGCACCCUUACCUAUGUCCUCAUCAUCACUUGGGUCUUUAUCAUUGAACAUGCGUCUACAUGUACAAUGGGAGCUAAAGACGGUAGUUUUUCCUAUACGGCUCAUUGUAUGCUUGGUACGGGUUUUAGGCGUUCCUCCUUGUACUUGCUCCCAGCAGGUGGUGUCUCUGUCAGGUACACUGAAAGGCUGAGGGGAGGCUGCACUCUGACCACAGGAUCCGACCAAAGCAGUAACCCACACAGUGUUUGUCUCAUUAGUGAUAGGCAGUCACUUUGACUUUGAAGGAGAAACCCAGAGUAUAAACUCGGUAAAUUAAAUAUAUCAUCAGUUAGUAAUGUUUUUAAAUUACAGGGUUAGCUCAUGAUGUCAAUUUUGCUCACUCUCUAUUCUUGGGUAAGAGGUUUGUCAUACUUCCUGGAGUGCUUUUUUACCAGCUUUCAGGAAACAUGCUUGAGCCUGUUACAAUGCAGGUGGAGAGAACGCUAAUGAUAGUGAUGGCGAGAGGCCGCAGAGUUUACGCACUCAAGAAAAACCAAGAGCAGCGGCCCACCUGUGCUGCACUCUGAUCUGCUGAGACAUCAUUCUCUCCAUGAGGAUAUCAAAGUCUCGGGAUAAUCUGGUUGUUGGUCGUUGAACUUAAUGUAGUGUAAGGUUGAAAAUGGUCAAGCAGCUGGAUUAUAAAAGAGACCCGAGGCAAAUUAUUUGCCUCGGUUAUUUGUUUAAGUGCAGACUACACAGUGCAGUGUAUUUUGUGUGCUGUAUAUGGAACCCCAAACAGUGCAACCAUUGGAUGUGAGCUCUGAACAACUUUACAUGCAUGAUGACUUUCAUUUACCAGCAAUAAAAUAAAAGUAGCAUAGAUUAGAUUUGUUUCUUAGAUAAUUAAUUUAAUAAUGUUUGUAUAAAAAAAAAAGUUUUCCUCAAGCUUUUAUUGAGCAAACCCGGCAGCCUGACAGCAUUCUGAGCCCCACAGAGGAGCUCUGAUGUAAUAAUGAUGAACACACGCAUUAUCAGCAACCACUCUGUACUUGCUAUCUACAUUAUGUAGGCAACUAUCAUAAAAAGUAUUGAAUAGAUAUUACAUUUCCCUAAUAAUUCUGGUUUAAAAAUGUGUUAUAAUGAGUAAAUUCGCUGUAGCCAAUCCAAUCAAAGUAUAUUUUCUAGGUCCAGUAAUAAGACAAGCCAAGAUAUUCCUUCAUUUGUAUCCUAACAGUGGAAUAUUCAUUGUUACAGCAGUAAAGGCAAUCUUUGCUCUUAUUGAAGAGUUGAAGGAUGAAGGGUCUACACACUUCCCCUGCAGAGAAGGACACACUCAAAUACAGUAUCUCCAUCUUGCCAGUGCGUCAUUAAUGUCUGAGCUAUUCAAAUACUUACUUCUAUUGUAGUCAUUAGACAAAGUGGUACUGUUAGUUUUAAUAACUGUUGUAGUCAUGCUGCCUGAUAAAGCCAUAUUGCAGGUCGGGCAAUUUAUAAUAUACUCUCUAGACAACACUACCACUAGCUUCUUAUCACUUAAAGGGCUCUAACGUUCGACAGCUUCAUAUCUGCAUUCAUAGAGAAACAACUGCAACCCAGGCUGUGGAGGAUUUCUUUGUACACUUUGAUUGAGUAAAAGCUUACCUUGAAUAUUUUCAAACUCUUCCUUGUGAAUCUCAGCUGGACAGCCCUUCUAGAAAGCUCUUGUAGAACCCCCGCUUCUUCCCGUUGCUGGCUGAGGCUUGUUUUUAUAGGAAUGUGGUAUGUUUAUUGUCUUUGUAUCGCCCUUUGUGACAUGCAUAAUUUUGUGUCUUUGUUAAUUGACUGACAGCUAGAUAAACCCCCUGACUAGCGCAGGCCCCAGAGGGUGUAAAGAUAACGCGGUGGUCCUCUUGACGGGGGGUGGGCUCCCGGUGUUGCACUCAGAGCCAGUGUAGCCGAGCGCGUCUCUGCAGAGGAACUGUCUGAGCGGGCCAGUAGAACUACUGUGCAUCACUUGCUUGCAGCUGUGAGAGAGAGAGAGAGUUUUGACUGGCUAUGUUUAGGUAUUACAAAUAUCUCAGCCACUUGCAUUCCUGCUGUCGGGAUCCUGUCUUGGCCCCUCCUGUUGCUAUGGCUAACGCACCUGUGCAUCAAAAACAGUUUCUGGCAGUCACAGAGUCUUGACAUACGUUGAGAAAAACUGGACUGGACAGCACUGAUUUGGUGUGAAAGCAUUAGACAUUGUCCACUGAGAAAGUCUGUUUGUUAUUGUUCUUUCUAUGUACAAAUACAACCCACAGCUCCCCCUCUCAUCCGUAUAAUUUUCAUUUCAGUCUCAUGUCCGCCACAAUGAAAUCGCCCUGUGUGGUGUUUUUCCAUUAUAAGUGGUUUAUUGUUGCGGAAAUGACAGAAAUAAAAUAAACUGGUGACUGCUGAAGCAUUGUUUAACCAUUCUCGGCACAUAAAGUAUUCGUUUAGAUGAAGGAAAUUUGAUUAACAUGGUUGAGAAUGUUCUCAGUGUGCGAAAAUAUUUGAUAACGUAGCCAAAAACCCUGCCGGCAAAGAACCCAGAGCUGUUAAUGCAAGCGGGUGUUUAAUUGCAUCAGACCUUUUACAGUUAUGCGCCACCUAAACUCUAUUGGUGAAGUACGUGUUGGCACCCGUGCCAAGUUGUAAAGUCUUCAUGAGGCCUGUUCAUGUCGACUCCAAAGUUUUCAUCUUUCUGAUGUGAGAACUGCUUUACAUCAUUUAUGGACUGCUGGCAGCUUUGCUGUUUUCUCAAUAUAUCCACAUGUACAAGAGUUUGGCUUAAGACGGACAUAAAUCCUUUAUGUGGAAACAUGGAGAAGGGUUUGAACAGAGGUAAAUUUCGAUCGUGUCGGUGCCUUGUGUGAUUAUUGUACCCAUUCAGGUAAUUUUGCCCUCUUGACUCAUUAUCUUCCCUUUAUCGAGCAGUCAUCUCAAACAAAGGCUUCAAGCUCCAGGGGUUGCUUUACAUCAUCAUCACACGCACAGACUCCUUCAUAACCAAAAGGAAGUUUUUAAGCCACAUUUUCACACCUGAACUCCAAACAAACUCUGUAGUGCCAAAUGUGGAAACCUCUUUCUUUAAGUCACCCUGCUCCGCACUCUUUCUCUGUCCUUGCUGGGAAAAAAAAUUGAGUAGAGUUGAGUUGAAUCAGGUAAUUUGCCUCCUUCUCUCUGAACAUCUGCCCACCCAGCAUUUUGGCUGCCUCCCUCUUCCUCUGCAGUAAAGCGAUAGGCUCUAACAUGCAGCUCCACACAGAUGACAAUAGCCCAGGUCAGUUUACCUACAGUCAUUAGUGCUGGCUUGGGAAACACACACACACACACACACACACACACACACACACACACACACACUGGGUUGAGCACGCCAGGGUUGGAGAUGGACCAGACCACCCAGAGCUGGUGGUGGUGGGGAUUACUUGAAUGUCCCAGAAUGCACCAGGAGCAUCUGUACUGUCAUUUGACCUGCAGCUUCAGUGAUUAGUUACCCAGUCUGCAGUCAAAAUUGCUUCUCUGUUAUGCCGCUCAAGAAAACUAACACUCACUCUACAUGUUCAACAGAUAGCAGUGUUUUACCACCAAAGCUCUUCAGACUAGUAUUGAAUUACAACAUAAACCAAAACACCAGAAAGUCACCACCUCUGGUCUCUUUAAAGGUAGUGUUGAGCUUUUUAUGGAAUGAAUAGAAAAGAUUGACACAGUGACAGCUGCCCUAAAGUAAGGCCAAAACUCUGCACUAGAGAACAUGAAGUUAACGUAAUAAUUAGUUAAUUAGCUGUCUAACUUACCAGGACAAUAUGUCAAAGGCUGUUGCUGUAUUUGCACAGCCACCAGUGUUGUCCAUCUUUGUGUACAUCCAAGUGUUUUUUUAGAGUAGGGAACCUCAGUGCUUAACACAGCAUGACUACUUCUGCUUUUGCAGUGAUGAGGGAAGAAGCUGCCAGCUCAUGAUGUGUGUUUAUGACGAUUGGCCAUUAUUCAUCGCAGAUUUUAAAUCUGUUUAACAUCUGUUUAUUUUGAUUUUUUUGGUUAGGCACAAUAUUGCAGGAAUUUCUGUAUUUCAACUUUCUUUUGUCUGAUUCUGUUGUUUGGGGGCUCGUUCACACUCGUUGGCCAUGGAGUUAAAAGUUGGCCACUGUGCAAUACUGACUCACUUCUUAGGGAGCUGGGCAAAGUGAAACUUGAUCAAAUAAUGUGUGUCGUACUAGUCGACAUAAGUACUAGUAUUUGGAAUCAAUUUUAGGUCAGUUGGUCACAUGACAUGAAAGCUAUUGAAGAAAAACAGCCUUUUUUGUGAACAUCAACCGGUAAUUUAUUGAUGGUCCCUUAUACAACACCAGACGUUGACAGCAAGAGUGCCAAGUAGAUUUAACCAUGCUGCUGUUGCUAUCUGCAGUGAAUGUCCGUCGAAUAUCCAACCUAAAACAAACUUCACUGGGGUAUUUACAUGAAAUAACAUUUGUUGCCUUGGCUGAUGUUUUUUUUUUUUUUUAUGCCCACAUGUGCCCCUAAAUACAUUUUUACAAUUCGCACAUAUCUAUUUUUAGUCACAAAUGUGAGUGAAACGGUCACACUGUCGAGCCCUGCUUCUACCUUUUAUCCAGGGCAGGCCAACAGGCUCUUCUGUGCUCCUAUGUCCUAGUUAAAGAAAGAAGCAGAAGUUGAAGCGCUGGAUGUGCUGCUGUUCCAAAAUGUCUGCUAGUCCAGGGUGGCCUGGUUUUGUCCUGAUUAAGUGUGAUAACUGGGAAACAUAAACACGCGUCAACAAGGAGCUCAGUCAGGUUCAGGGUUUAAGUGUUUGAGGUUGAUGUGUAUGAUUUCGUUAAGCAUUGUGGUCCUGUCAGCUCUUAUCCGGCACUUUUUGGUGCCACGAGGCCUAAAAAUAGGUUUUUGUGUAGCUUUCUAGUUCUCUCCCUUAACAGGAUCCAGUUUCACCCCAUCUGGUCUGGUGUUUAUUUUCUGUUUAUUCAGUACAGGUCUGCAAUCACCGCUUAAUUUCGUAGUUUGGUGUUUCUGUUGUGGUCCUUUUCUGACCACUUUGAUACCUGUGACAUGUAUGAUUAAUUUAGUUUGCAACUUUACACUCAAUGUCACAGUUCAAAGUGAGAGGGAGACCGGAAGCAGAGGAGAAAACACACACACACACACACACACACACACACACACACACACACACACACACACACACACACACACACACACACACACACACACACACACACACACACACACACACACACACACACACACACAGACGACCCCCUCCCCUCUCCUCCUCAUCCAGAGUUGGCCCAUGUGGAGGUUAAUGAUGCAACUUCUGUAUGACGUUGUUCCCAAAUUGGGAAGUUUAAUGUAAAGCAAAGUGGAGACAAAGAAAAGCAAACGUGCUGCAGAGAGGAGAGGGUAAUUUAAACCAUGUUUGUGUGAGCAGAGCCUGGCCCGGCUCUCUUGAUUUUUCUCAGGUAUUGUUUUCAGUAACAAAGUAGUCAUGGAAACCUGGAUCCAUCAAAAAGAAAACAUCCUAUUUAUUUGUGUUUUGGGGUUUCGAUUUGACAUGUUCUUUUAAUCUUAUUAUUCGAGUAUUUGAGCGUUUUUCUCCAGUCGACAUGCAGGUGUACCUGUACUGACUACUGGAGGGUUCAUACAAAACUGUUAGCUUGCAUCCCUAUCCUCCUAUCAGGGAAUCUCACCCACCAAUGACCCUCUUUAUCUUCUCUUCCUCCAUACUGUAGGAUCUCUUCCUGGCUGAGUUGCUGCAGAAUCACAAGGACCAGAUCGUCUGCUACCAUGAACAUGACUCCCUGCUCGACCAUAAGGAGGAAGAAGCCCUGAGUGAGGAGGAUCGCAAGGCUGCCUGGGCCGAGUAUGAAGCAGAGAAAAAGGUGGGUGGGAAAAAACACGCAUUAACAGACAUGCCACACACUGACUUACACACUGACUCACUAAAGGCAUAAAUCAGGGCAAGGUGAUUAUUAACUUAGAGGAAUCAAAUCAAACAACUUUUCACUCAGCAGAUACAGCAACAAAAGCCAGUUACACAUCUGUUUGUAACUGCAGAGAUACAACUAAGGGGUGGAGAAAGUCAACCUGACGGUGAACAAGAACUUAAGUUGUCCUUUGAUGAUGAGGAAAUUGUUAUAGAAAUGGCUGCAUGACAUCACUGAUAUGGUCACUAGUGGCAGCUCAGCUAGCAGCCCCUGGACAGGACUGGAGAGACAGAUGUUUAGAGUGAAACCGUUUAAUUUCAUUGUUGCUGUUUUUUUUUUUUCUGAUGACAAUCCAAUAUACAUUAAAAAAAGCGAGAAUAUCCUAAAUUUACAAGAGCUAGCUUAUGGGAACAGACCUAGUUUAAUGGAAGUGACAGCUCAGAUGUCAGCCUCUCAUGACAUGCUGUCUGCUCAAGAGCCAAAGAGAGACAGUAGCAGUGUUUACAUGGAGCACUUCAACUCUUACAAUAAGACCAUGAUUUAUGAUAAAAGCCUGAUCAAAAUAAAAAUUCAGAACAGACUGGUUUAAUCCAUCCAUAAUUCUCUGAUAGAAAUUCAAUUCAAUUCAAGAGAUGUGGUUUGAUAUUCGAAUCAUCAGCCAUAGAAACACUUCAUUCCAGGUUUUUCUUUCUGGUAAGAGUAAAAUAAGGACCAGUUUGAAGGGUCUGUGUACUUAAAAUGAGUGCUGACAAGCAAGAGUUCAAUCUGAAUGAUUACAGGCUUCGAGGUAAAGUAUGUGCAUCUGAAUUUAAGUGUCAAUCAUAUGAGGAACAUGAGGCUACAGGAAGACAUACAGAACUUUUUUUUUCUACAUCGUUAUUUCAAACAUUUUUAUUGCGCUUAUUCAGAGUAAAUUCCCAAACACAGCGCUUUCUUUUUGUUAUCGCCCUCUUUAUGGGCAGAAUUGUUUUAGGUUGAAAAAAUUUCUCCUUUAAUCAGUUUUCAUAGCGCACGAGCAGCAUUCGGAGAAAACAGACAAAAGGACGAGAUCCUGAAUGAUGUUGGAGCUUCAUAAGAACUUAAGGGCAGAUUUAAGUUAAAUGUGACAGGUUGACAUUCAGUCGUUGCAUGUAGAGAUUAAUGUGAGCGCAUUUGUUUGUGAGUGUGUGUAUUUGGCUCUCACUGCCAUCUGUCGUCUAGAGUUCGCACUGCGCUGUCAGCAGCGUGUUUUCGAAACUGCCAUCACAGCAUUUGCAGCCGUACAUGAUAUUUAAAGUUGUACUGCUUCCUUCAGUUUCUUGCUAGUUUUAUUAAUCUGUUCUUUUCGAGAUCAAGAGAAAGAAACUAGAGCCUCAUCAUAGACACCUGUCGCACCUGUCAGUAGACUUUAAGUCAUGAGAUAUUGUCCAUUUUACCUCAGAUAUCAAGAUAUUAUUAAAGCUGUGUCAGGGAUCCCAAUUCUGACGUGUUACAUUUUACGAGACCCCUCCCCCACUGUCCUCCCUCUUUUCUCUCCUUUCCUGUGGGACAAAUCAGUGGACAAUUAGCAGAGUUUAUUUGGAGAAGCGUAUGUGGAAGAGAUGAUGUUGUAAGAGAGCAGGAGCAGGUCUCCCCCUUCUGUGUAAUCCUAGAUUCUAAUUCACUCUAAUGAUUAUUUUUCCAAGACACUCUCCCUCCUCUGCCCUCUGUGUGCCUUUAAGCAGCUUUUCCCUCCGAGCUCCUUUUGCUUCUCAAGAGAACAGAGGGCUCCCAGUCGCAGGGAAAACUGUGGCAUCGAGGUCAAAUGCGAGGAUUUCAAUCGCACAUGCACCGCUGCGAUCUUUGCACACAAAAAAGAUGCACAAGUAGUUGCAGGAGAAGCCGUUCGGUUUUUAGGUUGUGUACUCUGAGCUUUGUAGAAGAAACAACUGGAAUGAAACCUGGCCUCUGCUAAUGUCUUCACAACCAAAGAGUCGGCCAGUGGUGUCCAGGAAAAGCUGUGUAUGAAUAUCAGAUUUGCAACUCAGGAAAUGGGAAAACCUGCGAGAACAUGAUCAGGCGCCCAAAACCAAACUGAACCCAGGUGCCCUCGGUCUCACUAGAAAGACGUCAACUCACAGAGGAUCGUGCAAUAAAUUUAGAUUUCAGACACUGAGUUUGGAGUGGAGUCCGCAUUUGUGUGCGUCCGUCUGAAAAACUCUGAGGAUGCAGCUGAAGUCCGAGAGCUACUGCUCAACAAUAACAAACCUGAAGUGUGCGUGUGUGUCCUUGUGUGUUCACGUGUGUUCAAGUUGUUUGGAGGUUUUGUUAUGUUUGGAUCUGCACACCUGUCUCUGACCUGGUCCAAAGACCCCCCCACCCUACCCCCCACUCCCUCCAAACACACACACACACACACACACACACACACACACACACACACACACACACAUACCGGAUGGCCAGAUUACAGGGCACAGGGAAACCAUCUGCAGCAGAGGCUCAAUUACACUCUAACAUCAGCAGUCUGCUGGCCUUUACUGGGAUGAGACUGUUUACCUCAGGUUGUAACUCUCUCUCUCUCUUGCUCGCUCUCUCUCUCUCUCUCUCUCUCUCUCUCUCUCUCUCUCUCUCUCUCUCUCUCUCUCUCUCUCUCUCUCUCUCUCUCACAUACACACUUAAUGCAGUGCAGAGUGAAACAAGUUAUAUGUGUGAGGAGAUGAAAGCUUUGCUGUCAGGAUCACUGACUGAACAUGAAGUGGAGCGCUCAGACAGCCUCUGUGUGAACAAGGUUGACAGGAGAAGCGAACUGUCGACACUGAUGGCGUACAGUGUUUCCCAUCAUGCCUUUGGUGGCUCUUAACACCUGCCUAAUUGAUGUGUACUAAUCCUGCUCUUCUGUUGGAUGCCGGGGGGCUUCUGCCUCCGCGCUCCCCCUCUUUUCCCCAAUGUCUUUCAUCUCUCAGGGUCUGCUUAUGAGGACCAACUAUCCGGCACAAUACUCCCAAAUGGACAUGGACACCUCCAACUACUUCUCCUACAACGUGGCUGCUUUGGCCUCCAUGACCAACCAGCAGCUGGAGGUAAGUAAUGAGCUCCACAUGCCCUUCUCCUGCCUCACGCUCCUCCCUCUCACCUCCCCCCCUGCGGCACAGAGCCCCACAUUCCUCAGACCCCACCACUAAUUGUGACAACAGUCUAGUGGCCAGCAUGCAGAUCCUAAUACUUCAUGUCUGGGACAGCAGCUAUUUAUACACAGGUGUGUGUUUGACCGAGUCUAAAUGUAAGUCAGAGAGCUUUUCAGAGGGGUGUAAAAACAAGUAAAUUCUUGUCACGGCAUGUGAGAUAUGAUGUCAGAAAUGAUGUUGCUUAGAAAGCAGACGAACUUUGAUGAACUCGAAAAAAGGAUCUGAAUGUUAGGGUUGUCAUUGUGCAUAUGACCCUUUACUCUCUCAGCCAGAUCUCCUUUCUGUAUGAUGACAAGAAGUUAGUGUUAAAAAAAAGUCAGAAACAAUCUCUCAAAGUAAUUUAUUUUGAUUUGUCUUUCAUAUCACGUUAAAAUGCACAACAUACUGUGUCUGCUCAGAGCCACCUUGAUCAUUUUAUACUCAUCAUAUGAAUACUUAAAAGUGAUCACUCUGUAAACUUUGUGUUGGUUCACGAGGAUGCAACAUAGUCCACUGAGGAUUAGGCCUGGGACAACAAUCAAUAAAUCAGUUAACGAGCGAUAAAUAAAAAUGAACUCAAUGAUUUUUCUGGCAUCCAUAUAUCGCCAUGUGCACGCGUGCAUUUGUUUUCCUCGUCUCGCGCCUCCAAACACGCCUGACUUUGUUUGAAAAUGGUAGUGACAAAAAAGUCAACACAACGAACUUGCAUUACCACCUCAAACACAAUCACCCGGUCGAGUUUUCCCAGCUGGGGAAAAAAAACUGCACCUCGAGAUUCAGAGCCGUCGGCACGACACUCAACACUGACUGAAGUGUUUGGUCAACAAAGCUAGUACAGUCAGAACAGCAAAAUAGUGUGCGGUUGAAAAGCCAGCAUUUUGAGAAAUGAAACAAACUUUUGACCUACAAUAUGAAUUUCCCUCCAGAAAAUAUGUGAUAUAUUGAGAUUAGUUAAGUGGUUAUUUUGGUCUCAAUAAUGUUGACAAUGUUGUUGUUGUGUAUCAUCAAUAAUUUGUGGGACAGUAUAUCGUCCAGCAAGAUUUGUUAUUGUCCCAAGCCUACUUAGUGCUUAUCUCAGUGCUUAUCUUUAAAGUGGGGGCGCUCCUGUUUCCCUGCUGAUGAGGUAGCUGCCUGAAGAUAGUUGAUGGGCUCUGAUAUCAAAUCCUUAGUGAAUUCCCACAGUCAUUUUCUAGUUUCUUCAGGUGAACCUAAGAGAAGCUUACCGUGUUUUAUAUCUGCUUGUGUCGUAUUCAGGAUCUUAUAAACCAGGGAAGGCAGAAAGUCAUCCAAGCAACCAACGCGUUGAAGUCUUUAGGCCGGGAGACGAUGGAAGAUACGAUCGCCAUAGUGGUGAGUGUCCAAACAUGCAACGCAACUUCCUAAUCCAUCUACAGAUAAAAAAGGGAUUUAUUACGACCUGUCUUUUAAGGAGAGCCAUAAAUCUACUCAAAGAAGUCUUUUUGGUCUCUAGACAUGCGUAAAGGAGGUAGACUUUUGAGAGUUGUGUUGGUGGUUUAAACAUGCGUUCCCCCCCUCUUCCCUCUCAGUGGAAAGAGAACCCUGCACUCACAGAGACUCAGGUCCAGUCCAUGGCUCUGGGUCGACAGGCCACCAUAGAGCGGGAGCUGAAGCGCAGAGAGGCCGUGUACAGAGACGUCCUCAACAGGCAGCAGACGGUAAGAAGUGAUCUGUGUCCCUGAGCAAACUAGGCGAUUUAACCAUCAACUAUCUGUAGCUGUAGUUACUACUCAUGGUUAUCCUCUACUGAUUGUGCAUUAAAACAAAAAUCUGUUGAAUUGACAAGAGUUGAUCAUUUAACUUUUUUCUCUGGACCGCAUUAUCACUAUAUUACAGUCUCUAGUAAUUAGAGUCUGCUUUGAUUUAGAGGAAAUUUCAUGAAUUUCCUGCCGGUACUAGAUUUCUUCAGAUAAUCUCUUUUUGUUAACGUCUGUGAAAAGUUUUAAAAGUGAUCUGUUGUCCUCUCUUACCUGAUAUGGGAUUGUAGACUAUUCAAGAGUUGAGUCUCCUUCAUCAUAUAAUCUUUGUAUCAUGAUAGUGCAAAAUGUGUUUUGGCAUUAUCUUGCUUAGAUAUACAAGGUCUUUCCUAAAAAAAAGUGUUGUCUGAAAGGCAGCAUAUGUUGUUAAAAACCGUAUUGUUUAGCAUUGAUGUUCCCUUGUCAGAUGUGUAUUUUACCCAAACCAUGGGCACUCUUUGAACUGUGUGCUGAUAAGAAGUAAGGUGGUUCCUCUCCCUGUUAGAGCAGAGGCUGCAGGAUCCAGGAUUUUAAAAAAGUCUUAUAUUCAUUAUUUAUUUUUUCCUCUGAAAUCUGAAAUUCUCUCUGGUUUUAUGUUGAGGUACAUUAGUGUAAAAAUGACCUACUUGUUGACACAGUCUCUGAUUGGUGAACCCGUCUGCUCUUUUAUAUCUAGUCAUGUGAAUAACUUGUUCUACAUUAUUGGUUGGAAGAUGUUCGUUUACGUGUCUCAACAUGCAUGGAACUGGGACUGUACUGUUGUGUGUUUCAGUACAUUAAAACAUUUCUCUCUCUGUCUGCCCAGAUGAUGAUGUAUGUGCAGAAGCUGAUCACCAACAGGAAGGUUCAGGAGCAGCAAUUGGCCAUGGCCAACCAGGCCAAUUACCUGAACCAGCUGGCCCUGCAAAAUGGCAUGAUGGGAGCCAGCGGGCUCAACCAGAUGGAUCUGCUGGGGCUUUACCAGCAGCUCCACGGUCUCAGCUCCCACCAAGGCAUGGGCAAGAAUCCUGGGCCCUCCAAGGGUCUGUAGGACAGCGGGACACUUCCUUGCCCACCACAGCCCACUCAGCUAGCCGGCUUCCAGUGGCCCAGUCCUCCGCAAUAUACGCACUGAGAGGCCUCUCAGAGCUCACUGCAAACCGGUGCACCAAGCAGAGGGUGGAGAAGUUUUGAGACCAGGCUGCUUUCCACUGGGGCCUCAAGUGGGAUAGACUCUCAGUUCUCUGUUCAGUAGUUCGCUGAGAAAUGGUGGUAUAUAAUGUAUAAAUGACUGUGUGAAAGGAGUCCAUUAGAACAGAGAAAAACUGUAUAUACCGCCUUAAUGUUAUUCAAGUUCUAUAUCUUCAUUUUUCAUGUAUUUAAAGACUACUUUAACCCCCAAUGCUUCAAAGCAUUGUUUUGUUUUCCCCUUCAAAGAGGAUUUCGUUAUUAUUUAAACUCAGUUUUUUAUACGGUUUUAAAUGCCUAACUGAACCUGAGUGGGACCAGUGUUGUUGGUGACAGGACUUUAUGGUAUGAAGCUCUUUAGAAUCAUUAGCCCUGGUAGAUUCCUUCACCAAUUUUAAGCAAAGCAGACAGCUGAUGGUGCUGCAAAGUCCUACUCCUUUUGGGAGAUUGAAGAAAUUGAUAAAACAUCAAAAAAAAAGAAAAAAUAUGGCCUUAUAUUCCUUUCCUAAAAACACUGUAAAGUUCAAAGAUUUGUUGAGACUCUUUUCUAUUCUGCUUUUAAGUGUUUACAUUAGUCGUUGCUGAACAUGGUAAUGGAAUGCCUGUGUUGUUCAAAACUGCCUGCAAAUUCCUAUGAACCGUUUUUGUAACAUCAUCCUCAUCGUCACGUGUUGUCUAGCAUAGCACUGUGUGUCCUGUCCAUCACUUACGUUCCACUUGUGUUGUUCCUGAGCUAGGGUGAGUGACUGGGUCUCACAAAGCACAGACAGGUCAGAGGGGCACCCCAGGGCCCAAAACUUGUCCCUUUACUUUGCUGUCAAAGAAAAGAAAGAAACGUGUUGGCAGUAGAUUUGAUAGAGAGUAAGGACUUGAAAUCUUUCAUGCCUAGCUGAUCUGUGUCCUGUGCUUUUUGAGAAAUGCUUUCUGGACACUAUAGUCUUGGCAGGCAUGCCCCCAGACUACCUGUAUUCUACUUUGGCACAUUUUUGCUUCUAAAUGCUUAAACUGGUGUAACUGUUCAUCAUGAGGAAUGUGUACAUUUCUCAUGAAGGGACGCUUGCUGUCUCAUAUUGCCUCCUGUGUUUGCACAAGGUGUAUUUCAUAAACGUAGAGACACUUUUUUGGCCCCCCUCUAAGAAUGUUAUUCUGUUAGCAAAUACACCAACACAAUUUGCCAUGAUCUGAUCUGAUAUUAUCUUGAUAAGUAUUUAAUAUAACAUUUAAUAAAGUGACCAAAAGAGUGAAAAACUG
Messenger RNA from Xyrichtys novacula (pearly razorfish), 32057 nucleotides. Lineage: Eukaryota; Metazoa; Chordata; Actinopteri; Labriformes; Labridae. The record is from the annotation of a GenBank genome assembly.